GCCUUACAUAUUCCAUUUCUGGCCUUGCAACACCUCCCUCUUAUACCGGACAUUCUUGCUUCAGUCGUCUGUCUUUCUCUUCUGCUUCCUCUUGCGUUUUAUUUCUUAUUUACCUGUCGUAAACCGGCCAUAAACAAACAACCACAGCAUCCUUACAACACUUUCUUACAUCAUGGCCCAAAUACGCGGUACUGCGGGCUACAACCUCGGCCACCAGAGUCCCUUUGCGAACCCGGGCAGACAAGACGCUACGAGCGACCCCAGUCCAUUGGAGACUAUUCGUGAGCAAACCAGCAAGAUUGAGGACUGGUUGGAUACGCUGUCUGAUCCUAUUAAACCAUAUAUUCCUGCAAUUGGCCGAUUUCUCAUCGUCGUUACCUUCCUCGAAGAUUCACUCCGUAUUAUCACGCAAUGGAACGAUCAACUCAUGUUCCUCCGGGAUUACCGACACAUCCCCUGGGGUAUCACGCAUCUUUUCCUAGUUGCCAAUGUCGUCGUCAUGCUCGCUGCUUCGGUCAUGGUUAUCGCCCGCAAACACAGUGAAUACGCCGUGGGCGGAUUGUUAGGUGUGGUCGUGACGCAAGCACUCGGAUACGGGCUCCUCUUCGAUCUCAACUUCUUCCUUCGCAACCUCAGCGUUAUCGGCGGUUUGUUGCUGGUCAUUUCUGACUCGUGGGUGCGUAAGAAGUAUAUGCCUGCUGGUCUGCCGCAGCUCGAUGAAAAGGAUCGCAAGAUGUAUGUGCAACUCGCCGGGCGGGUGCUGUUGAUUUUGCUUUUUGUUGGCUUCGUUUUUGCUGGGAAAUGGUCUUUCUGGCGUGUGCUGGUCAGUUUGGUUGGAUUCGUGGCUUGUGUCAUGGUUGUGGUUGGAUUCAAGGCCAAGAUGAGUGCUGUGAUUUUGGUUAUCUUGUUGAGCGUGUUUAACGUGUUAGUCAACAAUUUCUGGACGCUCAAACCUCAUCAUCCUAACAAAGAUUUUGCCAAAUACGACUUUUUCCAGGUCUUAUCCAUUGUUGGUGGUCUCCUUCUCCUCGUCAACAUGGGCCCCGGCCAAUUCAGCGUCGACGAGAAGAAGAAGGUCUAUUGAACAAUACGAAUUCUCCAGCGAAAAAUUCACCCGCAGAAAGAAACGACUUAAAAAAUAUAUGCAGCGAUAAGCACGAAAUGGUAGAUGACAGAUUCAAUCUUUCUUUUUUGACAGAAAAGGUCCCGACUUCGCUUCGUACGAAAACUUUUUCCUUGAUGAAUAUGUUAUUAUGAAUCUAUUUCUUCAAGGAGUGAACCAUAUUUGACAUUUCCAAUUGAAACAAUUCGAGAUUUAUUUCGCUCUCAUGUACGUGGUAAUUGUGGCCGUAUUUGUUUGUUUGUCUUUGAGGAUUGCUUCCCAUGAAGUUAUAUUUACCCCUCGCAGAUUGAAGAUGAAUGUCCUAUCAAUCUGAGAUGUCUUGCCAACUUCCCUGGCAAAAUGUCGGCAUUGGUAUGGUGCGUCGCCAUCGAUGCUCUCAACAGAGAUGAACUCAAGUCUACCGGUUGUAUCAUGUCUCGUAGUAUGAAUGUAUCCAUCUUCAAGAAUUCGAAAAGCAACCCCAUGCAAACUUUGUGUCAUGCCACUGUCUUCUUCGUA
Talaromyces stipitatus ATCC 10500 is the source of this 1621-nucleotide messenger RNA. Its product is annotated as COPII-coated vesicle protein SurF4/Erv29, putative. The record is from RefSeq and is a predicted model, not a curated record. Gene Ontology annotation, biological process: Golgi organization. NCBI's taxonomy places the organism in Eukaryota, Fungi, Ascomycota, Eurotiomycetes, Eurotiales, Trichocomaceae. Gene Ontology annotation, cellular component: membrane; endoplasmic reticulum; endoplasmic reticulum-Golgi intermediate compartment. The coding region runs from base 173 to 1084 and encodes 303 amino acids. The transcript has 5 exons.